AUGGGCGAUCGUAACGAAACAACGCCAGACGAGGCUAAUGCGAACAAGGCAAAUUUCACAACUUGUGCAAAGUGUGGUUUGCUAAUUGUAGGACAAUUUGUAAGAGCAUUGGGCGGCACUUACCAUUUAGAAUGUUUUAAAUGCCAGGACUGCGGGGCCAUCGUAGCGUCGAAAUUUUUCCCGAUAGAAGGUGCAGAUGGAAAGCAACAGCCUCUAUGUGAACGAGACUACUUUCGACGUCUUAGCCUCAUAUGCGAGAAUUGUGGUGGUGCUCUAAGGGGAUCUUAUAUUACAGCUCUUGAUAAAAAAUAUCACAUUGAACACUUUACUUGUUCUGCAUGUCCAACAGUAUUUGGACCCCAGGAUUCAUACUAUGAACAUGAUGGAAAAGUAUAUUGUCACUAUCAUUACUCCACGCGAUUCGCGGUCAAAUGCGCGGGGUGCCAAACAGCAAUUUUGAAGCAAUUUGUGGAGAUUAACCGAAAUAACAUUGACGAACAUUGGCACCCUGAAUGUUAUAUGAUACAUAAGUUUUGGAACGUGAGGCUUUCAACACGUACAGACGAUGAUCAGGAUGCCGAAAUUGACGAACCUUGCACUGUCGUCGAUACAAAAAUAUCACCAGAAGAACUCAAGCAACAGCAAAAGGAAAUGGAGGAUAAAGUCUACAAUAUAUGGACAGUACUUUCGGCCUUCGAAGAAAUGUCAGCUAACUGUAUCUCCGAUAUGCUGCUUCAUGUGUCAAAUGGUUUAUACUCUGAAGGCAUGAAAAUGUCGGAAAGAUUUGUUAAUCACGUGGAAGUUUUAUUUUUUGCAAUUGAUGACUUGGAAGUUAGAUUAGUGCGUGCAAGUGGUCUCCAGUACCACAGGGAAGCCAAAAUGCUUUGCAAGAAAAUAGAUAAUUUCUUUUCCUUGUUGUCAGAUGCUCAUAAAAGCGGAAUUGUAAAAUUAGGAAUCUCGCAGGAUCUUCUAGCAUUAGUGACAGGAUUGGCGCAAUUUUUGAAAGUUCUAAUAAGAAUAGCGCUGACCGGUGCCUUGAAAUUGGAACGUGAUUUUAAUGAUAAGACUGCAGUUUCGCAUUUUCUAAACAAACUGGGAGAAUUCACAAAAAAAAAAGGUACACAGAGUCAGGAAGAAAACAUAGAUAAUGAGAUUUCAUCUGAUCUAUGUCAUGCAUGUCGAAUCGCCGUUGAAGAAGAAUGCUAUAAAUACGGACCUCACCGUUGGCACAUUGGUUGUUUAAGGUGCUCUGGCUGCUCACGAGAAUUGCGUACCAUCUAUCGUGAGGCUACCUUUAAUCAGGUAACGGAGAUGGCGUACUGCCCGAAUGAUACGAAUGAACAAGCCGCACCCGGAUUUAAGCAUGUUACUCAAUUGGAGCAAUACGUUUAUUUAUUGCGAGUUGUCUUGAUGAAUCUUAAUAAUCAGCUUAGACAAGAUGAAAAUGACAGUUAUUCCGAUAACGAAGGUCUUCGUGGACGUAAAACCGAAAAAGAAGGAACCGGGCUUGUACGCAAGGAUUCACGUUCAAAGUCUUACUCAAGUGGGGAUAAGGCAUAUGAUACAUCCCUUAGUACGGACAUAAAACGUAUGAAGUCCGUACACUUGGAUCGCAAGCUAACCAAUUCAUCGAGCGCGAGGCUUGCUAUACGGUCCAGAAUAAUAGAACAAGAGCAGCUCCCCAGUAUGCUUCAAGAUUUGAAUGAAUCAGAAAGGGAAAAAUUGGCAAAUGAUCCAUCUCAACGUCAAGUCAGAAUUGUAUAUGAUAAAAUGCCGGAAACACAUGUUCAGGAUAUGCAAAAGAAGUUUAAUGCGAAAGAUGAGGCAAUAAUGUUGGGUGAUAUAUCGACCAUCGUGGCCGCCGAAAUGGCAGCAUCCGGAAAUGUAGCAACCGAAACAAAGAGGAGACUGCGAGGGCCUACACAGGUUAGGUUAUACUUGUCAGAAUUAUCAGGUCUGGAAUAUUUUAUUGUGAAGCACGCGGCCGUUCUGAUUAUGGAGCCGUUGUUGAAAGAUUACUUUACACUGGAAGAGCUAUUGGAACUGAUCGGUUCCAAGAAGGCUACUUUAUGGAACAAAUUUAUGCUAUCAAUUAAACCAGCGGAGAAAAAACCCGUCAAGAAGAAAGGUACAUUUGGGAUACCCUUGGAAACACUUGUUGAUAAAUGUGGAGUUGAUUCGGUAUUGGGUGCGGGUCCUGUACGUAUAAGGAUACCAAGCUUUGUGGAUGACAGCAUUUCUUCCAUGAAAACAAUGGAUAUGUCGGUCGAGGGUAUCUUUCGAAAGAAUGGAAAUAUCCGGCGCUUAAAGGACCUUAGUGAAACGAUCGACAAGAACCCAUCAUCGGUGAACCUAUCCGAGGAUAAUCCAGUACAGGUGGCAGCGUUAAUGAAAAAAUUCCUACGUGACCUACCGGAUCCGCUACUCACCUUCAAGUUGCAGAGGCUCUUUGUAAUAUCUCAAAAGCUUGAGAAGGAAGCCGAUCGAAAAAAAAUACUGCAUCUCACGUGUUGUCUUUUACCCAGGGUUAAUCGUGAUACCAUGGAAGUACUUUUCAUAUUUUUCAAGUGGGUCGCAUCUUUCUCUCACGUGGAUGAGGAAACGGGCAGCAAAAUGGAUCUUCAUAACCUUGCUACCGUAAUCACACCAAAUAUAUUAUAUUCAAAGUCGAAGGAUCCGAUAAAGGAUGAUUCUUUCCUUGCCAUCGAGGCUGUUCACAGUUUAUUGAAGUACCAGGAUGAAUUCUGGCUGGUUCCCGAAGAGAUCUUGUCGAUACUAGAUGAUCAAUAUUUAUUUAGCAGCCCCGAAAAUCUGACAACCAAAGACAUAUUAAAGCGAUGCGAGAACUUGGUCAAAAAGAAGACAGCGGAUGAUGAUAACAGUGACAAUGACAAGUACAGUUCUAAUGAUGGAGAAAAGUCUAUUAGGAAACUCAUAUAUCAUGCAGAUGAGGGUAAAAAUAAAAGUUCCUCAAAACUAAAUGGGAGCUCGUCAUCUUUAACAGUUGAGACGCAGCCUGUUCCAGUUGAACGUGCCGACGAUGCAGCUGCCGCCGCCGAACUAAAAAAGAAGAGAACUUUCAAAAAAUUUUCCUAUCGAGGAGUUGACCUUGAUCAACUUCUAGAUUUAACUUCAGAACAGUUGACUGAUCUUGUUCACGCCAGAGCUCGAAGAAGAUUUAAUCGUGGUCUAAAACGUAAACCCAUGGGUUUAAUUAAGAAAUUACGCAAAGCCAAAAAGGAAGCACCGGCGAACGAAAAACCUGCGGUGGUCAAGACCCAUCUGCGUGACAUGAUCAUCGUUCCCGAGAUGAUUGGCUCAAUUAUUGGUGUUUACAACGGUAAAACUUUCAAUCAAGUGGAGGUUAAGCCUGAAAUGAUCGGUCAUUAUCUCGCUGAAUUUUCAAUUUCGUAUAAGCCGGUUAAGCAUGGUCGUCCUGGUAUUGGUGCUACACACUCCUCGAGAUUUAUUCCAUUGAAAUGA
This is a messenger RNA of Acaulospora morrowiae, 3483 nucleotides long. Lineage: Eukaryota; Fungi; Glomeromycota; Glomeromycetes; Diversisporales; Acaulosporaceae. The record is from the annotation of a GenBank genome assembly.